UCGGAGAGUCAUAGUUGUUACGUGUCUGUGGAGUUUAGUCAUAGGAGUGAACCAGAAGAGAUGCUUAGAUAACUUAGUUCUGCUAUUACAACAGCAGGGAGAGGAAGAAGGAGGGAGGAAUGACUGCUAAGUUUUUCUUUAGCUAGCCUGAGCUACUACUACAUGUACGGCAGUUUUUUCUCUCAGUUACCUCAUUUGCUGCUGCUGAUCUGCUGUGUUUUGCUUCUCCCCGAUGACUUCCUUUAUCUCAGCCUGGAUUUGGAGUGAAAGGUUUUGGCUUCCUGAAAAUGUCACUUGGGCGGACUUGGAGCAUCCACCACCUGGCGUGGAGUACCCCAUACUCUGGAACAUGCUGUAUGCCUUCCCUCUGGCUGCCGUAGUUUACUUUCUGAGACUGCUGUUUGAAAGGCUAGUGGCCAAGCCCUGUGCCCACAUACUUCAGAUUCAGGCGGGAGUGCCUCGGCAAGCUCAGCCCAAUGCUAUCCUGGAGAGGCUGUAUCAGUCCAAAGCGAGUCCAGAUGAAAGGCAACUGGAGGGACUCUCCAAGCAGCUGGACUGGGAUGUACGGAAAAUACAGAGAUGGUUUCGCGUCCGUCGGAACCAGGACAGGCCCAGCACACAGAAAAAGUUCUGUGAGAGCAUGUGGCGUUUCACUUUUUACCUGGCGAUUUUUAUUUAUGGCAUCAACCAUCUGUGGUCGACAUCGUGGAUGUGGGAUACCAGAGAGUGUUGGCAGAACUACCCUUUUCAGCCACUGAGUCCUGAACAGCACAGCUACUAUCUUGUAGAGCUGGCUUUUUAUUGGUCUCUGAUGUUUUCCCAGUUCAUAGACAUUAAAAGAAAGGAUUUCGUGAUUAUGCUUGUCCACCAUCUGGCUACCAUACUUCUCAUCACUUUCUCUUAUGGCAACAACAUGAUAAGAGCUGGCAGUAUGGUCAUGUGUGUGCAUGAUGCAUCUGACAUCUUCCUCGAGGCAGCCAAGAUGGCAAACUAUGCCAAGUACCAGAGGCUAUGUGAUGGCCUCUUUGUCUUCUUCAGCAUAAGCUUUUUCAUCUGUCGACUUGUCAUCUUUCCCUUCUGGAUUAUUCACAGUGUUCUGGUUGAGAGCUGGGAGAUUGCCGGGCCUUAUCGGGCCUGGUGGCUGUUGAAUGGGUUGCUGCUGGUCCUGCAGUGCCUUCACAUUAUCUGGUUCUACCUCAUCAUGGGCAUUGCCAUCAAAGCCAUUUUCAGGGGAAAGGUGGCGAAAGACGAUCGCAGUGACGUAGAGAGCAGCUCAGAAGAGGAGAUUUGUAGCAGUACAGACCCAAGCCGGAACCAAACCCUCAAGGGAAACAGUCGCACCAGUAACCUUAAUGGAGAAGCUCAUGACCACUGAGUACCAAAGAGGGGAUAUUUUAUUUCCAGUGUGGCCUUCAUUCACCAGCGUGCCUGUGAAACCCACCGUGUCACUGUGACCUUCUGAGAAGAACUGUUGCCCACUCAGAAAAAUGUGUUUUUCAAACAGAGGGAGGACCUGAACAGAGGAACUCCAGUUUUGGCAUACAGACUUUUAUAGUGUGAAGUUUACAUCUGCUGUUUGCUUACAGGAGUGGACAGCAACGUGUGUUUGUGUGUGUGUGUGUGUGUUCUUAAAGUUACACUAAACAGCACCAAAUGGAUGACUGCUCACACGGCUACUGCUGCAUAUGUACAUGUCAAUAAUUUCUAUUUUGAAACUUGGUAAAAUGUUUGACUAAUGAAAGAAGAAAUCACGUCAUUUGCCUUACUGAGUUAGGCUUUAGAAUACAAUUCCAAAUGCCAAAGAUGUCCUGAUUCAAAAAAACCAAAGAUUUCGUAAUAAAACAUUUGCAUCA
This is a messenger RNA of Pundamilia nyererei, 1853 nucleotides long. Its product is annotated as ceramide synthase 5-like. The transcript has 10 exons. Gene Ontology annotation, molecular function: DNA binding; sphingosine N-acyltransferase activity. The coding region runs from base 233 to 1375 and encodes 380 amino acids. NCBI's taxonomy places the organism in Eukaryota, Metazoa, Chordata, Actinopteri, Cichliformes, Cichlidae. Gene Ontology annotation, cellular component: membrane. Gene Ontology annotation, biological process: ceramide biosynthetic process. The record is from RefSeq and is a predicted model, not a curated record.